ACUCUGCCAGGUCCUGAAAGAGAGAGAGAGUUGUAAAUUGCCGACAUUUCCCCUCUUCUAAAAAUAUUCUAAGGGCUACGAAGAAACACGUUGUUGUUUAUUUGCGGGAUAUUCGAGUGUUGUAACCCGACGCGGUAGCGCGCGAAAGGAAAUUAAAAGCCGGUUUGUGUGGAGGUGGGCGAGUGUGUAGGACCUGCGCUUUCCCCAGGACCUGAAGGGGUCAAAGGUGAAAGGCCAGUAACGACGGCGGCGCGAGGCGAAGGGGUUCAGGGAUGGCCAAGCACCACCCGGAUUUGAUCUUCUGCCGCAAGCAGGCGGGCGUGGGUGAGGCCCCCUUCCUUCCCCCUUUCCCUCGGACCGGGAGCCUAGGGGGGCCUGGCCUGCGCGCGCGGCGGGAGGCGGGCGGGAAGGCCACACCGGCCGGGUCUCCCAGGCGGGAGGCUCGACUGACUUCUGCCCUGGUCCAAACGGCAAAACGCGGCGAGGCCUCACGUCUGAAACGGAAUUGCGAACCGGCGCGCUUGGGCCUCACUCGUUGUGGCUGAAGUCGUAGCCGCCCAAUGAAAUCGACCGGCGGGAGAUUCAGAAAUGGACCGGCGAAACCUCAUUCUCCGCAUUCCGUGCCCUCAGAUGCAGUGAUAGUCGCAGGCUUAGGUGGCUUUAGAAGGAGCUUUAAAUCAGCCGAGGUCUAGUCCGUUUAACCGUUAGCCCUGACAGCUGAAUUCAGAGCAUAAGUUCUGUAUAAAGUAGUUGCUCCUUAAUGGCUCUCCCAUCCUCAAGUUGCCAGCUGGCCCCUAGGAUGGUUUAUAUUGCAUACAAAUGUAUCUCUGGAGCCCAUCACUGUUCCUCUCCCCCCCCCCCCCCCGUCAGAUAUUCCUUAACACAGUGCAGUUCGUCUGCCAACCUUGCAGCUGUCAUAAGCAGACCUAGAUGGAAAAACAAGUACUGUAUAUCUGCUGCAUCAUUGUGGCUUGUAGAUGGAAGCAUUUAGGUCCUGCUGUAUAAUAUUAGAACAUGAUUUGCACACUUAAGUUCUGAUCAAUCCCUAGCAUCUAAUUAAAAGGAUUUCAGCUAGCUGGGCUGCAAAAGAGGAGAUCUUCUUGCAACCAAACAGAGUACUUGCUUAAAGUGGAAUGAAUGUUGUAUCAGUUACAACAGUUUUACAUGAGUCACAUAGUCAUAUCUAAUGUCCUACAUUUCUGUCCCCUUCCCUCCUGCUUUUAACUGAUAUUUUAUUAACUGCUUCUUAGCAGCAAGGAUUUUUUAUUUUUUUAAAUCAUACUUGCUACAAGAUUUUCCUACCAUACAACUACAGGUUUUGGGCCUACUGCCCUCUUAUUUACCUUUGGAAGUCGUAAGUUUACAUGAUGCUGCGUCACUCUCGGCCUGUGACAUACAUAAGACAUAAGGCUUUGCUAUUGUAUUUUCAUCAAAAUAGCGCAUUCUUUGCCUUCAUUCCCUAUGAGUAUUACAUUCUUACUGUUGUUUUGAAAAUGACAAGCUCUAAUCUUGGCAAAACACAUUAGGCAGAGUGAGGAAAGAUUACGUUUGCUUUAAGUUUAGUCCUGCCAAUACCGUAUUAACAGUGAAAGCCUACGGUUGCAUUCCUAAAGACACGUGCCUGGAAACAGGUCCCACUGUUUGAAACCGAAGGGAAAAUAUAAAGGCUGCUUCUUAAAAUAUACACAGGUACUUUGUGCCAUGUGGCCUUGCUGCCACUGCACUGUAUCUAGCUACUCACUGAUUAAAGUUCAUUCAGUUUACCUUUGACUAAGCAUGGAUAGGAUCAGCCCCGAAUAUCAGUCUGGAUAGGAUCUUCUUAUGGAAUACCAAAAGUUAAGUGUUUAUUAAUUAAUUGCCUUUAAAUCUCAUAGUUCACCCAUCCCCACCUGAAUAUGAGGUAAAUCCUGAAGAGUAGUACAGUGGUACCUCAGGUUAAGUACUUAAUUCAUUCCAGAGGUCCGUACUUAACCUGAAACUGUUCUUAACCUGAAGCACCACUUUAGCUAAUGGGGCCUCCCACUGCCGCCAUGCCGCCGGAGCACGAUUUCUGUUCUCAUCCUGAAGCAAAGUUCUUAACCUGAAGCACUAUUUCUGGGUUAGCGGAGUCUGUAACCUGAAGCGUAUGUAACCUGAAGCGUAUGUAACCUGAGGUACCACUGUACAGAUUCUAGAAAUAAUGUGGAACUUUCAGAAUUUCCAAAUGAAUGUUACUCAUUUUUCUCCAUUUUUAUUGCAGCUAUUGGACGACUAUGUGAAAAAUGUGAGUAUAGCUUUUUACAUACUGUGUGUCUUCUGUGAUUUAGAGCCCAAUAUUGUGAAUCAGGAUUUCUUCCAAGCUGAGUAAAGUCUGUCUUCUAAAAUUCAAUUAAACUUAUAGGUAUAAGUAGUGCAUUUUUUCUAGAAAAAUAGGUGCCAGUGAAACUCACCAUGAAAUUGUUACAGUAAGUGCCACACUUUUUAACAACAAAAAAAGGUGUUGAUAGUGCAUACUCUUGAGUACCCCCGGAAAACAAGCACUGAGUAUGAUGCCAUUUUAAGUUUAAAAUUCUAGCUACACAUGUAGUAUAAUCCUAUAUUUGCAUAUUCAGAAUUUUCCCACUAUGUUCACUGAAACUUACUCCCAAGCAAAUUAGUAUAGAACUGCAGCUUAGAUGUUCAAGACUUGCCAUAGACUUGAGAAACUUCACCUUUUCACCUAAACCUGUCUGAAACACUUUUGAAUCUAAACCCAAGAGAAGAGAAGGAAUAUAAAAAUUGGCAACAUACCUAUAUGUUUACUUUAGAUAAUUUAAAAAUAAAGUAGAGGAUCAAUGCUAUAUAGAUUUUAAGGGGGGUGAAAAAAGUUGGUAAGAGUUUAAGAAAGGAAGGGGUUGAAAAAUGUAUCAGAACAUGGCAGCCAUUCCCUCCAAUCCCCCUUUAACUUCCUGCUUCCUAAAAGCUUUGCAAUGUUAAGCAGGGAUGUCUGUGUUGCUCCAGUACUACUGUAGCUACAUUUUUCUCAAACAUAGAAUGUCUGACGAGAUGACAGAUGUAACGUUAAACCAUAGUUUGGCACUGGCAACUUAAGACUUCAAGGAAGCAGACCAGGAAAGCAAGGCACCUGUGAAAAGAAGGAAGAUGUGCACCAGCCACCGGCUUCUUGUUGCACCACAUCAUGCUUUGGACUUUUGUCCAAUCCAGCCCACAGAAAACACACUUAGCAUUCCUGAUAUGCUGCAGCUGUCUUUACUGGCAUUUUAAGACGUAACAGUCACACAUGCAUUAGCAUGUGUGCUAAUCAGGGGCAGUGAAAUUCAGGAUUAGGAGCUAAAUUCCAGGCCUUUCUGCCUGGCCCCUGGAGCCCGCCCCAGUACACACCUCACUGACCAUGCUUCACACCCCAGGAGCUCUUACCUGGCUGGAAUGUGUCCUUGAACUCUGAUAAUUCCUCUUGUAGCCAUGGAUGGAGGAUAGAGAGGGUUGAUUGAGUGUGCAUAGAAACUAGGUUAUUUUACAAAGGUAAAAUUUAAAUUUGGUGCCAUGCCCACUUUUGCCCCACCUCACCCCACCCACCAUUGGCAUGUAGCCCCAGGAAGGCUGCCCAGAAAAGAAUGCAGCCCUUGUGUUGAAAAAAGACACACACCCCUGCACUCCGGAGUCUCCAAAGCACUAUUGUAGCUGUUCCUCUAGUCCUUAAAAAGCACAGGUACCUGUAAAGUAAAAGCAAAACUUCAGGCCACAUAAUGACCAGGCUAGCUAGUGUCCAUUUUGAGGUGAAACUAGGCAGAAGUAAAGGAUGUCAGAAAGAAGAAAAGGAUUUCAGAAAGCAUGGAGUUAUGGGCAGAUUAUGGCUUUUCUUAAUAUCGCUAUUGGGGUAACAGAUGCUGUCUCUCCUGGUCAUAAAAGGACAGGAUAACAGCACAAGCUAUUGCAGACAGGAAAGAGAUGCUUUUUCAGCCCAGGGAUGCAGAGUAAGAGAGUAGAGGGCGCUGCACUUGGGUGCUUCCCAGGGCUACUUGCCACACAAAUGAAAUGGCUCCCUACUCCUGCCCCAUCUUCGAAACUGGAAAUAAAGCAGUACUGGGGGGAAACUAUGAGAUGGUCUAUUGUAGCUGUCACCCAGGAAAUUAUCAGCAUUCUUAAAAAGAAUUUGUUCACCUUCCGAAAGAAAGAGCAAGUUAAACAAGUCCUUAGUAGGAAUAAAGAUUAGAUGGGCGAGGGUAAUGGGAUAUGAAGCUCUUCGUCUUUAGGUCAUUUGCUUGGAUAUGGUCCAGGCUAGCAGUGCUUGUCAUUGCCAUCUGUUGGCUAUUUAUUUACUUACUUGCUAACUUUGGUUCCAUACCUCAAGAGCUAUCUACAGCAAUAAUGGCUUCAAUUAUGUAUGUGUGCACUUGCCCUUUCAGCCUUUCCUAAAGCCAAAUUAAGAAAAGCAGAUCACUGAAUAUACCUUUCAAGUGUAGAAGAUUGCAUUGGCAUUAUAUGAUUGAUUGAUGUAUCUGUGAUGCUGCAUUCUGUAUUCAUCCCCGCACAAAGAUGCUGAUUUGGUAUUACAUAUGAUUAAAAAAUUCAAAAAAUGUGGCAGACUGGUUUAUGGAGAAGUUCAGUCAAAUGCCAAUUGCUUUGGGCUUUUAUCUGUAAACAACACAAGCCAUUGUAUUUGGGGUGUGGCAACUCCACCUUAAACACAUCUGCCUGGAAGCAAGCCCAGUUGACGCUUUGCUUUUGUAGCAUGUUCUGUGGGUAAUCUAAUAGGCUGUGUAUAUUCUUUCUGUGGGUGGCUUGUCUGCAUCUUUUCUUUCACUUGAAAUACGUGUACUUAUUUUGCAGGUGAUGGCAAGUGUGUUAUUUGUGACUCUUAUGUGCGGCCCUGCACACUGGUGCGCAUAUGUGAUGAGUGCAACUAUGGGUCUUAUCAAGGGCGCUGUGUGAUAUGUGGAGGUCCUGGUGUCUCUGAUGCAUACUACUGUAAAGAAUGCACCAUCCAGGAGAAAGAUGUAAGAUUAUUACAGGGGUUCGCAUUUUUCCGCUCUCUAAGUUGCAAUUGUUUGUUCUUAACUAUUAUCGUUGGCCUAUGUGUUGGUAAACAUCUGAAGCCUGGGAUGCUUAUAUUCUAAUAUCUAUAUGCUCUCAUGUCCAGUACCUUCAAUAAAGGUUCAUACUUGUCUCUUUCGAAAGCGCCCUAAAACUAACAUAAUUUAUAAUUUCAAACUCUUCUAAAAUAACUUAUGGCUGCAAACCAGUAGACAGAUUUCAUUCAUGCCUUAGAUUACAAGAGAUCAAGGACAGGGGUUUAAAAAAUAAAAAUCAGCAUUGGCAGUUGAACCUUUAAUAUAAAACUAUAGUAUCAACUACCAGCCGUUGUAGUGUAGUAUUAUUCUAAACAGCAAUCUGGGUUAGCGGUCUUGGGGUGGGGUGGUUUGUAAGUAGCAAUGGUAUCAGAUUUUCUCUCCAGUGACACAGUCCUACAAAUUCCUUUGUAAUGUCACUUCUUGAGAUUCCUCCGUUGCAGGGGGUUAGACUAGAUGACCCUCAGGGUCCCUUCUAUGAAUUUGGGACACCUUAUAUUUUUGUCUGAGGAUGGGUAUUACAGUGUUGCCACAGUAGAGCUGGUGUUCUUCUGUACCAGAAACCCUUACAGUAAGAGCAGAUUCAGACUGUUUUAACAAUGAAUGAGUACAGGAAAAAAUGCCUUGACUCUAAAGUGGCCUUGUGAAAAAUAGGUCAGGGCUCAUGCAUCUUUAAUAGUUGUAGCGAAGAGGGAAGGUACAUCUGUUAAAGGUGCAGGAGCUCCUGUGCUCUCUUUUUUCACCUCGCUGCUCCAAUUGUACCACAGAAAUGCAAUUAUCUAUAAAGUGAAAUGCACCUGUUUUGCUGGUUACUUCGCAGGGACAAUAGAAAUGACCUUGUUCCUACCCAGCCGUUUCACAUUUGAGUUGAAAAAUAAGCAGAAGUAGAGAGCAUGGUUCUUGAAAAUGGAGUAGCUGACAAUUAGCUUCAUUCUGUCUGAUACUAACUGUGUAGGAAGAGCUUGGAAGGAGGAGGUUUUUAAAAAGGAAAGGCUUUUUGAAUUUGCAUAUACAUUACUGGAUGAUUUGCAGUUGAAUGUGAAUUGACUACCUCCAUUUAAAAGUACUGUUUGUGACAUUAGAGCCAUCUAUGGUGUGAUAGAUGCUUUAUGAGUAAGUCGACAUUGGAUUCUACAGUUGAGUACAUGUUGAAUGUGUGCAUAAACUCGUCUCAGCUGUAGACAGAAAAGAAGGCACUAGGGCUGCUAGACAACAUGAAGAAAAUGGGUCAGUAACAAUGGGUUCUUUUAGCAUAAAGUACUGCUGCACCCAGGUUAAGAUGGAAUUCUAUGAAGAGGAUCCUCUCCAAAUCAGACACAUGCUGAAAUGGCGAGGCCAUGAAGUGCAGUUGGAAAUGGUUUUAAAGCUAUUUCUAUACUUGUGGGAAGUUUGUCAGUGAAUACAAUAGGGUAGCCAGGUGAAAAAGAGGCCAGGGCUCCUUCACCUUUAAGAGUUGUGUGGGCGCCCUGUCUGCUUUUGCAUCUGAUCACAUAGUAAUGAAAGUGCCCCUCCAGAAAAUGUGGCAUAGGGCACACCCAAAAUGUGUCACUUCAGACUGGGGAGGUAUUUAUUGAUUUCCUGUGUCAAAGUGUAAACUGAGGAAAAUAUUGCAUCUGCUGAGUGGGUAGGUUGGUGAACAGAAUCCAGCACCCUGCAAAAAGUUCACAGAUCUAUCAGCUUAAAUGUAACUGAAAAUUAUCUGUAAGGUGGGUUCCUCCAGCUGUAACUGUACCACGCUCUUUUUCUUCAUCCCUUCACAGCAGCUAUUGGAACAAUAGGCGGUCCCUGCCUACCCUGAAUCCAAACUACCCUGGCAUAUUCAACAGCAAAUGAUCUACUACCUGCCUAACCCUGUAGCUGCCAUGCCAGUAGUGUUAGAAACUGAGAUAUGGAAGAUAGGAGCCAAAUGGCACCUUAAACCUAUGUUAUGGGUGCAGCAACAGAAUGUCUAGGUGCACUUUUUUAUAACAAGCAUACAAAGCUGAAAAUGAAUGAACUGCAGCUAAAAUAUUAUGUUCAUUUUUCAUGUGCUCUACUCCUUCCCCUGCCUACCCUCCUAAUAUUUUUCAGACGGUCUCUUCUCCAGUCUUCAGAGAGUAGCUGGAAGUGGGGAGGCAGAAAAGGGUCCUCCUUUCCUUCCACUCUGCAGUUUUUAGUCUGAAAUCUUAGGCGCAGUACUGCACCCAGAGCUCAGAAACUUCUUGCGCUAAUGAAAUUCCCUGUCACAAUGGGAGUUUCGAACACCGCAUGCCAGUAGCAGUCUGUAAGGUGCCACAGAAAUGAGAAAGAAUGCAAAAUGGAGAAGCUUCUCAAAAGUGCCAACUGAGAUUUAUUACAGCUCAGUGCAUUUCAGAACAUCAGUUCUUUCUUCAGGAACUACCUCAAGCCAUCAAAUUCUAUAGAGUCGAACAGCAGCAUGCUAUUUGACUCCUUGAGGAGCUCACAUAUUGGCUUUCUGUUGCUUUUUCAUUUUCUAGCUCUUAUGGUGGUUUAGAUAAAUCUGAAAAUAUUCUGAUGUAUCUGCAGAAAGCUGAAGCAAAGUUUUUGAGUCGGGCUUGCAAAGUGCUUAAUCUUCUUGUUCUGUACAGCUCUUAAUAUUUCUCACUGUCCAUGCCUGCUUUCUUUGGGUAGCCAUGUCAUACUUGGAGUAGACCCAUUAAAUCAAUGGACUUACAGUAAGUCAGCCAUCACUAACUUAAAUAUGUUGAUUUUCAUGGGUCUACCGAGUAUGACUUUGAUCUUUUAAUUCCUCUGUCUUUGCAAAAACACUCCAAAUUCUGCAAAACCCCAAACACCAAGGCCAGAUUAAAUAAAGGAGCUUUGUGCAACUUAUUCUGGAUGUAGAAUUCAUACGCCCCUGUUAGAGAAAAUUGAAUUGCAGCAUUAUCCUAAAAUAGUGUACUCAGAAAUAAUUAAGCGCAUCUAGAAUUGCAGCCUUUGUGGCAGAAUCUCUGUUGGACUUCAAAUGGAAGGUUGGCAUAACUAUCUGUAGCCAGUACGUGUAUCAGAAUUGGGUCUUGUGUUGAGUGAUGAUUAAUUUUUUCUUGCACACCCUAUCUGAGCUGUGAAGUAACUUGUGUGAUACAUUUACUAGCAUUACCGUUGUUCUAACCAUAUCCCUUUUCUGUUCCUUUUCAGCGAGAUGGCUGUCCCAAGAUUGUCAAUCUGGGCAGCUCAAAAACAGAUCUCUUCUAUGAGCGAAAGAAGUAUGGCUUUAAGAAAAGGUGAUCCCAUCUCCACCAUGGUACAUUUGCUGGAGACUGCAAGGAUUCUUUUUUUAAAAAAGGACUGCCAUCUUACUGGAAAGCAGCUCAUUUGUUCUUAGUCCUUAAAAUUUGUUGCAGAAACUAGUAUGUAAAACUAAAUUUGGAGGUUGCUGUCUUCCCUGCCAUUCCUCAGUGGUCCCUAAUGUUACCAAGGGAGUUGAGCAUUUUUAUUGCAUCUGUGACUCAGAGGAAGGAGAUUUACAUUUCAGCCCUUGUGACUUCCAAUCUACCCCUUUAUAGAUAAGCAACCUAAAUUUCUGUUGACUGAAUCCUUUCACUUAGUGUUAUGACCACACCUAUAUUUUCCCUGAAGUAAGCCAAGCCGCAGCAUCUUUGUGAAUUAUGCAUCAAUAAAGUUUUAUAGUAGUCUUCUAAAGGA
Molecule: messenger RNA, 8693 nt
Organism: Podarcis lilfordi (Lilford's wall lizard)
Lineage: Eukaryota; Metazoa; Chordata; Lepidosauria; Squamata; Lacertidae
Source: the annotation of a GenBank genome assembly